CCGGAUGUCCCUUUAUGCCGACCGACAAGUUAAUUGCGCCAAGUACACGCAUCAGGUGCCGAGACACGCCACGACAAUCUGUCAGUGAUCGAUAGCAAUAAACUUUGAGGCUCUAUUUUGUAAAGUGUUGUUGUGACUACUUAGAUCCUGGACAGCGCCAGGGAAUAAUGCUCGCUACCGACUCUACCAUUCGCUCGGGAACGAAUCAUGCCAACCGAGGUCCACCAAAAGCACGGCUCCCAGGCUAUCUUCCGAGACAGCGUAGAGAUAACUUGCAAUGUACUCAUAAGCACACGGUGCCACAUGUGAGCCAGACCGUGUCACGCUUGUGUGCUUCGCGUGCGGAAACGGUCCAACAACUGCUCGUGGAAAUACCCGAAACAUCUCGACCUGCCUCUGCCGCCGAUGAUGAAGACCUUGAUGAGCUGGAAGCCGGGCCGGGGCCGCAGAGCAGCGGCAGUGCUGGGCCCGACGUCUCCUUCGUUUCGUUGGUGGACGGCAAGUACACGGUUCGCGGAACGCUCUUGCUGCCAGCUUCCGCCGCGCAAGUGUACGGCAUGUUGACGGACUACGAGAAUUGUCAUCGGGUCUUCAGAAACAUUGCAUCUUCUCAGGUGGUGCGGCCCGCGGCGGGCAGUGUGGGACUGCAAGUCGUACAGAGUUGUCGCUGGAAGUUCCUCGCCUUCUCGGGGACCUUCAAGGUGCAGCUGGGCGUUAGUGAAGACCUGGACAGCGGCACGUUGCUCUUCAGCCUCGUGCAGUCCAACUUUAUGCGCGAUUUCGAGGGCCGGUGGACGGUACGGCCGGCGGACCCCCCGGCGACGGCGUCGGAGGCAGCGGCGGGAGAUCAGGAGUGGUGCGAAGUGGAGCAUCAACUUUCGGUGGUUCCGUCGGUGCCUGUGCCGCCGCCGGUGUCGUACUACACGCGGAGCAUAUUUGUACGACAAGUGGAGGGUAUUUUAGCGGACCUGCAAAGGGCUGUGCUUACGGGGGCGCGGGGGGCGCAGUUGGAAAGGAUUGAGGCUUAG
Messenger RNA from Volvox carteri f. nagariensis, 1028 nucleotides. RefSeq lists its product as uncharacterized. NCBI's taxonomy places the organism in Eukaryota, Viridiplantae, Chlorophyta, Chlorophyceae, Chlamydomonadales, Volvocaceae. The record is from RefSeq and is a predicted model, not a curated record. The coding region runs from base 168 to 1028 and encodes 286 amino acids. The transcript has 3 exons.